Cetraspora pellucida is the source of this 3244-nucleotide messenger RNA. The record is from the annotation of a GenBank genome assembly. Lineage: Eukaryota; Fungi; Glomeromycota; Glomeromycetes; Diversisporales; Gigasporaceae.
AUGUCUCAAAUUAUAUCUCAAAUCUAUUACAAGUUUAAAAGUGCCAAAGAUUACGAUACACUUACCUUCGAUGGGCUGGGUAUCUCUGUAUUUGACGUCAAAAAGGAAAUUCUGACUGCAAAAAAAUUAAAGGGAAAUGACUUUGACAUUAUAGUAUCUCACGCUGAAUCGGGUGAAGAUUAUCAAGAAGAUACUGCGACCAUACCAAGAAAUACCCCAAUUGUAGUAAAGCGCGUCCCAACUAAACCUGGGAAAGGGACCGCACAUCGUUAUUUGGAAGGUGGAGGACCUACAACGCAACGUAAUUAUGUAACUAAUAACAGAGGAAGUAUAGUAUCCGCUAACGGGUCUAUGUCAAAAACAUUUGACCCAUCAAAGCAGCCUCAACAGGUGUCUCGUUUAACUCCAACUCCUGCUACUCAGCAAACAAACGAGCAUCAGACAGAAGAUGAUAAAAUUCAGGCAAUGUUUGCACAAUCGAAAGAGUUUUGGGAAAUAACUCAAGAGCAGAUGGCUUCAAAACCAGCGCUUCGAAGACCUAAUCAAGUUCGUCCAUCAGUCAAGCCACCGGUUCAAAAAACUUUGCCGCCAAAUUAUGUAUGCUAUAGAUGUGGACAGAAAGGCCACUGGAUUCAAGCAUGCCCGACAAAUGGUGACAGAUCCUUUGAUCAUAUGAAGGUCAGAAAAACAACUGGUAUACCGAGAAGUUUUUUACAAAAAGUAGAACAAGUGCCACCAGGGAAAGGCGUUCUUGUCACACAAGAUGGCAACCUGGUUAUUGCACAAGCAAAUGAGGCUGCUUGGCAAAAGUUUCACGCUCGUCAGAAAUCAUAUGUAACAUCUAAUGAAGUUCUAGAAGAUACGCUACCGAUUCCAGCCGAACUUCAAUGCAUGCUAUGUUCUCGACUUCUGAAAGAAGCUGUUAUUACUCCGUGUUGUCGGGCUUCAUUUUGUGAUGAAUGUAUUCGCCAUGCUCUAAUUAAUCCCGAACAAGACGAUCAACAAUUCAAGUGCCCAAAUUGUCAAUCUCAUUUGGUACCCGAUGAGUUAGUACCAAACAAGGCGGCGCGGGAGGCAGUCGAUGGUCAUCUAAGGGAUUGGGCUAGACGUAGGAACGAACCCACUGUUCCGGAACCUAAUGAGGAUGAUGAAGGAAAUAAUAUGGAAAUGUUAGAAGAUCCUCUGGUAGCAAACAAUAACGUAGAUCUAUCUGUGGAAAAAGAUACUACAGAUUCAUUAAAUGAACUUGUAAAAACAGAAGAAAAGGAAAAAAGCGCAAGUGGUUUGUCAGAGACGGGACUUGAUAGUGUAGAAAAUUCUAGUCAAUCUCCUCAAAUUUCAAAAGCAAAAACCGAGUUGAAUGCUAAAACGGAGUUACCAAAGAAACCAACGCAUGAUCUUCCGCCUAUCCCACAAUCGCAAAUACCAACACAUCAGUCUCAAUCACACUCAUCACAACAAUCGCAACAUUUUCAACAGUCACAAAUGCAGCGACAUCAAUAUUCAAAUACUUCAGGAAAAUCUUUUGGCCAAAAUCCUGUAGCAUCACAGGGGUAUGGACCAUUUGGUUAUUAUAAUGAUUAUGGAUUUGGUUAUGAUCAAAAUCAAGGAUAUUGGUAUGACGAAGUUUAUCCUCAAAUGGGUAUGAAUAUGAUGAAUGGGCCAGGUUAUUAUGACCCAUCAUACUUCGAUUCAGGGUUUUAUCCCGCAGAACCAUUCCCUUCACAACCACAAUUUAUGCCACAUUUUAGACCACCGGUAUACGACGAAUUCUGGGAUAAUAGGCCAAUGAUGCCACCACAAGGCAACUUUGUGCCGUUUGCAGGAAAUAUGGGUGGAAUGGGAGGUAGUGCAGGAAUGCAACCAUUCAGAGGAGGCAAUUUUCGUGGAGGGUUUCCACGUGGAAAUUUUCCGAAUCGUGCUCGUGGCCGCGGAAGAGGUUCUAGCCCAGGAUUUUUCAGUGAUCGCUCAUCAUUUGCUAGUGGGCGUGGAAUGGGUGAUUUCAGACGAGAAUCAAGCGUUCCGCCUUCGAUUGGAAGACGAGAUAUGUCUGAUUAUCGUGAUGAGGAAGAAGAUCGACUUGUAGAUGAUUUUGGACGUGAUUUAGCACGACGUAAAUCGUCUGCAUCGCGUAUUUCUGCCGAAAGAGACGUCGAAGUUCGGGAUAAAAGAUCUCCUUCAAGACAUGAACGUUCAUCUCCUGAUGCUCGACGAAAAACAUCGAUAUCUUCAAGGCGUCGCAGUCGUAGUCGGGAGGUAUUUGUUGACAGAAAAGAAGAUCGUCGAUAUUCUGCAGACCGCCGAUAUUACGAUGACCGUCGGUAUUCCAUGCCUGAAAAAAGGGAAGAUAGGCGUGAGUCUAAUUUAUCUGAACGAAGAGAAAGUAGACGAGAUUCUAAUUUGUCUGAGAGGAGAGGCGACAGGAGAAGCUCCGUUAUAUCAGAAAGGAGAGAUGAUAGACGUGAAUCAACAAAUGAUAGACGUGAAUCAACAAACGAGAGACGAGAUGACCGUCGUGAAUCAUACAAUUCACGUUACGAAAAAUCUGGAUCUAUUAACGAAAGGAGAGAUCCUAAACAUGAUUCAAUAGAUGAUCGAAAAGAAGACAAUCGUAAUAACUCUUUGUCUAAUGAACGACUUGAUUACGAAGAUACUAAAAACCGGUCUCGAACGAGAUCACCGGUUGAUAGAUCAAUGAAUCAUGAGAAUGGCAAAUCCGAAUAUCAUAGUUCCAACCACAAUAUUGACACGGAUAUGCCAAAUGACAGGGUCAGUCUUCCAGCGUCUACUGAACAACUCUCAGAAGAUAUUGACCGUCGAACGCGGUCGCGCUCUCCCAAACCAAUACUAGCUCCUGAAGAAUUAGUGCCUGAUGACGGAAUAUAUGACGAUGACAACGUUAUCGACGUAUCCACAAAUGAUGAUGACACUCUGUUACUGGAUGAUGAUAGAAUGUCUGUGAAUGAUGAUAGACCUACUACGCCUCCUUCCCCUGAAAAAUACCCUCCUUCAUCGCCUGAAAAACGACGUCAUUCAUCAUCUCAUAAACAUCGAAGUAAAUAUCAUCGUUCACAUCAUCGACACGAAUCUCCGGAAAAAGAUGAUCACGACAGAAGGGGGUCUCGAUCUAAGCAUUUGAAUGCUUCUUCCAAAGAUGAUUAUCGUAGUAGUAAUCAUAAACAUAAAAAGCGUCAUAUAUCAUACCAUCAAAGUCGACACAGUCAUAGUAACAGAACUAAAGAUG